AUGCUUCAUGGAUUUUUGAUGGUUUUUUUUGGAUUGAUAACUCCUCUUCUCAUCUGUGUUCUUUCCAUAGAACGGCUUCUUUCACUCAAAUUUACAUACUUCUACCACAGGUUAGUAACAGCACGCAAAGCCAAGCUGACCAUUCUUAUGUGUUGGCUAAUUGUGAUGAUCUUUUGUAGUUUCCCGCUCAUGGGUUUUGGACGCUACUCAUUGCAAUUUCCGUGUACCUGGUGUUUCUUGAAAUUUCACCGCAAACCGAACGCAUCCAUUUCUGUUUACGCUGUAUUAUUUGGCUUCCUCAAUUUGAUCCUCAUCGCCAUAAUGGUCGUCUGCAAUGUGGUAGUCGCUUCGACUCUUCUACACAUGCGCAGACAGCGCAAGAUCAAUAGUUCGCCGUCUUCGUCCAUUAAAAAAAUCACACCCUCGACACCUCCACCAUUGGUGCUACCGCCCAAGCUUAAAAUCGAAAUGGAAAUUAAAAUGGUGUGGUUCUUGUCGUGCAUCACCAUCUUUUUUCUUGGCUGUUGGGUGCCAUUCAAUGUUAAUAUUCUCCAGUCUCAACUGAGUGGCAAAAUUCAGCUGGACCGUGACUUGAUCACCGUACGAUUAGCAUCAAUUAAUCAGAUUAUCGACCCCUGGCUGUAUAUCUUACUGCGAGGCAAUAUUGUUCGAAAACUGUUCAACUACAUCAAGAGUUUAUUUCCUUAUAAGGGUAGGCGCAUGCGUGAAGUUCAAAGAAAAGGCAUCAAGAUAAAUUUUCCAAAAGAAAAUCUGGAUAUGAAGAAAACCCCGAAAAGUACGAAAGAAGAAUCACAUUAUAACCUUCCAGUCAGCAAGCAAGAACCAGAGGAAAUUGGGCCGUGCGCCUUACAAGAUCCAAGUGUCUGUUACUCGAUUACCGACGACAACGUUCCAGCAAAAAAGAGUUCUAAUCAUAACAAUAAUAACAGAGAAACCAUUAAAUCGAAAUUCUUCUCUCGUCUGAUUCACAUUGGCUGGUUUCACAUCGUCAAGAUAUAA
Messenger RNA from Acanthosepion pharaonis, 1020 nucleotides. The record is from the annotation of a GenBank genome assembly. NCBI's taxonomy places the organism in Eukaryota, Metazoa, Mollusca, Cephalopoda, Sepiida, Sepiidae.